CGGAGUGGGAGCUCUGCGAGUAGUAAUCAAGAAUAAAAUAAGAGGCACGGUGUGACGCGCCUUUGACGAAAAUAAUAUUAUAGAAUGGGAAGAUUAAGGAGUAGUGCUGUGCUUGUUAUAAUAUCCUUAUUAAUUGAAACAAAUGGCUUCUAUGUACCUGGUGUUGCUCCCGUGGAGUUUGAAAAGGGGCAAAAAAUUGAUGUCAAAGCAGUUAAAAUGACCAGCACCCAUACACAGUUACCAUAUGAAUAUUACUCUAUCCCUUUGUGCAGACCAAAAAAUGGCACUCUUGUUUACAAAUCUGAAAACUUAGGAGAAGUAUUACGUGGUGAUAGAAUUGUAAAUACCCCAUAUGAGGUACUGAUGGCAGAAAAUAAAAGCUGCAAAUUGUUAUGUCAUGGUCAUGAACCAUCUAGUCAUAUGACAUGGAACGAAGAAGAGUCACAGCAAGUAAUAGAGCGCAUUCAACAUGAUUACACAGUGCAUUUAUUAAUCGAUAAUUUACCAGCAGCAACAAAGAAGGUCCACAAAGAUACAAAUAAUGUAAUUGUGUAUCAUGGAUACCGUUUGGGUGGCAUUAUGAAUGAUCAAUUUUAUAUCAAUAAUUAUCUUAAACUAAAAUUAAGUUAUCAUAAAUAUGGAGAAAAUGAAUUUAGAGUAGUUGGGUUUGAAGUAGAAGCUCGAUCAGUUGAUGUAAGUCAAUUGAAGUUUGAUGGAAAUACUUGUAUAUUGCCUUCCCAUGCAAACCCACAAUUUGUAAAUCCUAAAGGAACCGAGCUUUUGUUCCUAUACUCUGUGGAAUGGAAACCAUCCGAUGUAAGCUGGGCAAGCAGAUGGGACAUAUAUCUAGGAAUGAGCGACGUUGAGAUUCAUUGGUUCUCGAUUAUCAAUUCUCUUAUUGUCGUCCUCUUCCUUUCCGGAAUAUUAACAAUGAUUAUGGUUCGAACUCUGAGAAGGGAUAUUGCACGUUACAAUGCCGGUGAAAGUGACAGUCUAGCAGGCUUAGAUGAAACAAUCGAAGAAACUGGUUGGAAACUAGUUCACGGAGAUGUGUUUCGACCUCCACCGAAUCCUCGAUUAUUUGCUGCUGUAAUAGGCAGUGGAAUUCAAAUAUUUUUUAUGGCCUUGAUAACAAUAUUCUUUGCCAUGUUGGGUAUGCUUUCCCCUGCUAGUAGGGGCGCACUUGGAACUAACGCAAUAUUUUUGUACGUAUCUUCCGGUUUAAUUGCUGGAUAUUUCUCUGCGCGUCUUUAUAAAACGAUGCGUGGUCGAAAAUGGAGAAGGACAGCAUUAUUGACAGCGACUCUGUAUCCUGGAAUAGUAUUUACUACUUGUUUCUUUUUAAAUUUCUUUAUAUGGGGAAAACACAGUUCUGGUGCAGUACCAUUUACAACAAUGCUAGCGUUACUAUGCCUGUGGUUUGGCAUAUCACUUCCUCUUGUGUAUCUUGGAUACUUUUUUGGAUAUCGUAAACAGCCAUUUACACAUCCUGUUAGAACGAAUCAGAUUCCUAGACAAGUUCCUGAUCAAUUGUGGUAUAUGAAUCCAGUAUUGUGUACAUUAAUGGCUGGAAUUCUUCCGUUUGGAGCGGUGUUUAUAGAAUUAUUUUUCAUUCUGACCGCAUUGUGGGAAAAUCAGUUUUAUUAUCUCUUUGGAUUCCUAUUCCUUGUGUUUUGUAUUCUUGUCAUCUCUUGCUCACAGAUAUCCAUAGUUAUGGUUUAUUUUCAAUUAUGCGGAGAAGACUAUAGAUGGUGGUGGAGGAGUUUCAUUGUUAGCGGAGGAUCAGCUGUAUAUGUGUUAGCUUACUCGAUCUUCUAUUUUAUGACGAAACUAGAGAUAACAGAACUGGUUCCGACGCUUUUGUAUUUUGGUUAUACAGCGUUGAUGGUGCUAACAUUUUGGUUAUUAACAGGUACAAUAGGUUUCUUCGCAGCUUACGCGUUUAUUCGGAAAAUAUAUGCCGCUGUAAAAAUAGACUAGUCAAAAGAUGUCGUUGACGGAGUCAAUGAUAAAAGGGGACAGAUUUUCAAAUUUA
Molecule: messenger RNA, 2035 nt
Organism: Dufourea novaeangliae
Lineage: Eukaryota; Metazoa; Arthropoda; Insecta; Hymenoptera; Halictidae
Gene: TM9SF4
Product: transmembrane 9 superfamily member 4
Exons: 10
Coding region: 85-1980 (631 amino acids)
Biological process (GO): protein localization to membrane
Cellular component (GO): membrane
Source: RefSeq, a predicted model, not a curated record